Molecule: messenger RNA, 2601 nt
Organism: Ambispora gerdemannii
Lineage: Eukaryota; Fungi; Glomeromycota; Glomeromycetes; Archaeosporales; Ambisporaceae
Source: the annotation of a GenBank genome assembly
AUGGAACAAAAUCAAUUGCGGAAAUCUUCGCAGUAUGCAUUGUCAACACCAUUUUCAUUAUCAGAAGCGAAACCCGACGACAACGACCACAAAAGGUCAAAUUAUUUAGAAGAACAAGUGGUAAAAGAUCGUGGCGGAAAUGAUGAUGCUAGUAAUCUAUUCAAGAAUAUAUUCACUUUCGCGUCAAGUCAAAAUUUGAAAAAUACAGAUACCCUACUGGAACUCGCACAAGUAUUUCACAAUUAUGAAAUUUUUCAUCAAGAAUUGCGACGACAAAAUAUUCACGACAUCAAUAUAGAAUUAGAGUUCAGUGAUGACGACAUCGAGAACUCACCAAAUACUAUAGUAGUAGAUCAAACAAUAAAUAAUGACAACUUUGACAAUAAUGCAGGAAACUGGGGAUCGGAUUGUUGCGAAGUUCCUCUAAUUGAAACUAACUAUGGAUUUAAACGAAGAGCCGCAAAUAUCACUAAUACAUUCAAAAAUAAUCUCGAUCACGAAUUGAAUGCUCCUUUUUUCCGUCCACAAAUUCCGCUAUCUGCCUCUCAAAGAAAUAUCACAACAAUCAAAAGUUCCGAUUUCGUCUUCGGCUUUGCAGGCAAUAAUAACCAGCAGAAUUUGAAUGUUCAAAAGCGGUUAAGACUUCAAUAUGAUAAAGAGACAGGUUCACUAUAUACGAUUGAUAGUAAGCCGCCGAUUUAUCCGACAAAGAAUUACAACAAUAAUUUUAGAGAAUUGGAACUAUCAGAACCAAAGAUCAAAAAUAUUAAUGAAUUGAAGACAGAAGCGGUUAAUUCAAAUGCCAACAUCAAUAAUAAUAACAUGAUAUUGCAAGAAAAGACACAUUCACUCCCAUCAUCUGUUCCUCAAAUCCAAAUCUCUCAAGAGGAAUUAGCAAAUUCUCUAAGGAAAGUACAAACGAACCUAAAAUCGCAACUAAAAAAAUUUGAAAAAUCACGGGAGACUUCGAUUUCGUAUGAACAAGUUGCAUCUUCUUUAAUACAAACACAAGAGAAUUUAGAAAAGUUGUUGAAACAAAUUGAUACUUCCUCCGCAUUAUCAUCGUCGAGUACGACCUCACCAAUCUCCCAAGCUAAUACUAAUAUAUCUGAAACGUGGAAAACGGUUGCUCUAGAGAACGAAAAAUCAUCAUCUAGUGAUGCUUCUUUCAAUAAAGUUAAACUUGACAGAGCAAAUAAAUUGUUGGAGAAACAUGAAGAAGCCGUUGAACACAUUGGAACUUCUCAAACACAGUCAAUUUCAUUUGACUCAACGUUGCCAGGGGACCAAAAAUCUUUAUCUUAUGCAAGUUCUCGAGAAAAAAUUAUGCUUGAUGAAAUUGACAUUUCUCCUGAGAAACAGAAGCAAUUUAUUACUCUUAAAGACAUCGAAACUUCUCUAAUAAAAUUCAAAAAGUCCGAGGUGACAUCACCUAUCAAUAUUUUAAUUGAGGAGCAAGAAACUGUUCUCAAAGAAACAAAUAAAUUGGAGAAGAUAAACAACCUUUCUCUUGAGAAACAAGAAACUAUUACAUCCAAUGAUCCAUCUCACCAGAAACGUGUUAAAUUUAAACUGGACGAAAUUAAAAAACAGAAAUUUGCUAGUGCAGAAACCCAAACUUCUCAAACUAAUAUAAAAAAGACAUCACCGGGGGAGGAAACAGGAACCUUGAAUGCAAAAACCAAAAAGUCGGAAAUGAAGAUGAAUAAAUUACCAGAGGAAAAACAACUACAAAUUAUUAGUUUUGAUAUUUCUUUACAGGAACUUGAAGAAGCUCGCUUGGAGGGCAUAAAAUCAACGAUGAAAUUGCCUCGCGAAAAAAAUGUUUCUGAAUCACCGAAUACAAAUCCAGAAAAAUCACCAGAGGAUAAUGUAAAAUUACCUCCGCUUCGUAAGUUAUCUGGUAACGUUGACAAGAAAAUCGACAAUGAUUCGAAAAAACCUCCUAUUGUGUCAAAUAAUGAUAUUGCUAUUGAUCCCCAAGUUACAGAAAGUGCGACAAACAAUCAAGAUCCUUUUGAAAUGGAAGACGAUGUCGAAAAAGAAGAUGACAAUUUAUUGUCCUCACUUUUCACAAUUCGUCUUCGAGAACAACGUCGAUCAAGAGAGAAUAAAGCUGUUACGGAUAACGACCAAAAGGCAAAUGAAUCAGAUGGAGAAAUUGAAGACUGGACUAGAAACAGACCACCCACUCAUGGGUUUCUUCCUUCACAAAAAAAAGUAAAAGUACUACGUAUUCUCCCAAAAAAGGAUACGGAUAAAAAGAAUGAUCGCAAAAUCAAAAAUAUUUCACCAAAGCGUGCUGACAGCCGCCAAUCAAAUAACAGUGAUGGUAAUUCCCAACGACCAUUUCCACCAUUACUGCCACAAGCAUCCACAAGUACAACUGCUGCGAUGCUCGCCACUGCUAAAAAUCAAGCUGAAAUAUCUUGUAAUAUUUGUCAGAAACAAAUCAAAGGUGGGAAAACGGCUCUUAAUAAGCACAAUAUCUUACACAAGCAUCCCAUAAGUGGAAAACACUAUUGUCACUUAUGUAAAUUUUCUGGAUUUGCUUUACCUGAACUUCGUGAACACUUGAAGCAGAAUCAUUCGGAUCUUUAG